UUUUUUUUUGCCUGACAAGUAUAUAUAUAGGCUCUGUUUUUACUGUUAGCUAGUUUGAGCCCUUUUGUUUUUGUCAUUCCCUAAAAGUCAACAUGUCCCGUCUAUAUUACAACCUGCCUUGUUUGCCAUAACUGUUCGAGGGCAGACAUUGUUAAAGAUAUUGUUAAACUAUAUUUCAGGAUAUAGUUAGGGUUAUUUCUGUUUUGUUUUGUUCACUUAUAACCGAAGAGGAAGUUUCAUCUGGAAACCUCUCUGUAAGGUCAUCUUAAAGCUUAGAGAAGGUCUACGUUUAAGGUAGCAGCCAUGGUGUUGAUUCUGGGCAGAAGGAUGAACAGGGAGGACUCUGGGAUCAGAGACUCACCAGCUGUCAAACGAAAGGUGUUUGAGGUAGACUCCAAAACCUUUGCCAGCCAGGAUGUCUUGGACUUCUGUUCUGGCUCAACCCACUCUGAGGGCAUUCUGCAGGUAUUCAAUGAGUUUCGUGACUGCCGCCUGUUCACUGACGUUGUCAUCAGUGUGCAGGGCCGUGAGUUCCCCUGCCAUCGCGCUGUGCUCUCUGCCUGCUCCUCCUACUUCAGAGCCAUGUUCUGCAACGAUCACCGUGAGAGCCGCGAGAUGCUGGUCGAGAUCAACGGCAUCCUGGCUGAGGCGAUGGACUCCUUCCUCACCUAUGUUUACACCGGCCGUGCCAAAAUCACCACAGAGAAUGUCCAGUUCCUCUUUGAGACCUCCAGCCUCUUCCAGAUCUACACACUGCGUGAUGCCUGUGCCAAGUUCCUGGAAGACCAGCUGGACCCUUGCAACUGCCUGGGCAUCCAGCGCUUUGCAGAUGCCCAUGCCCUGAAGCAGCUAGCCAGCCGAUGCCGCAGUUAUGCCAUUGCCAACUUCUCAGACGUGGCUCAGCACGAGGAGUUCCUCGACCUCCACAAAGAAGAGCUGGAAGAGUACGCUGGCAGUGAUGAACUGGCCAUCGGUAAGGAGGAGGAGGUGUUUGAGGCGGUGAUGAGAUGGGUGUACCACAAUGUGGAGCACAGGAAGCCCAUGCUUAAGGCCUUGCUUCACCAUGUGCGACUGCCCCUUCUGCACCCCAACUACUUUGUCCAGACAGUGGAGGGAGACCAGAUUAUCCAGAAUGCUCCGGAGUGCUACCAGCUUCUUCACGAGGCCAGACGCUACCACGUGCUCGGAAAUGAAAUGAUGUCACCCAGAACUCGUCCACGCAGGUCGACUGGAUAUUCUGAGGUGAUUGUAGUGGUUGGGGGUUGUGAGAGAGUGGGGGGCUUCAACCUGCCCUACACUGAAUGCUAUGAGCCAGUCACAGGAGAGUGGAAAUCCCUGGCCAAACUACCUGAGUUCACCAAGUCAGAGUAUGCUGUCUGCGCCCUCCGCAAUGACAUUCUGGUGUCAGGUGGUCGUAUCAACAGCAGGGACGUGUGGAUGUAUAACUCCCAGCUCAACCUGUGGAUCAGAGUGGCUUCUCUUAACAAAGGCCGCUGGAGACACAAGAUGGGCGUCCUACUGGGCAAGGUCUAUGCUGUAGGGGGCUAUGAUGGCCAGAGCCGCUUGAGCAGUGUGGAGUGUUAUGACUCCUUCUCCAACCGCUGGACGGAGGUGGCUCCCAUGAAAGAGGCGGUCAGCUCUCCAGCCGUGGCCAGCUGUGCCGGCAAGCUCUUUGUCAUAGGAGGAGGGCCUGACGAUGACACUUGUUCAGACAAGGUUCAGUGCUACGAUCCAGAGACAGACUCUUGGUUACUGCGGGCCAAUAUCCCGAUCGCUAAGCGCUGUAUCACAGCAGUGUCCCUCAACAACCUGAUCUAUGUGUGUGGGGGUCUCACCAAGUCCAUAUUCUGUUAUGACCCCGCAGAGGACUACUGGAUCCAUGUGGUUCACACCUUUAACAAACAGGAGAGCUGCGGCAUGUCAGUGUGCAAUGGCAAGAUCUUCAUCCUUGGUGGCAGGGGGGAAACUGGCGAAGCAUCAGACAACAUCCUGUGUUACGACCCAGCAUCAGGGAUUAUCACAGGAGUGGCAGCCAUGCCGAGGCCGAUCUCCUACCAUGGCUGUGUAACCAUCCAUCGCUACAAUGACAAGUACCACAAGAUCUGACCGUA
This is a messenger RNA of Etheostoma spectabile (orangethroat darter), 2111 nucleotides long. RefSeq names its product kelch-like family member 24a (gene klhl24a). The transcript has 8 exons. Gene Ontology annotation, molecular function: protein binding. The record is from RefSeq and is a predicted model, not a curated record. The coding region runs from base 304 to 2106 and encodes 600 amino acids. NCBI's taxonomy places the organism in Eukaryota, Metazoa, Chordata, Actinopteri, Perciformes, Percidae.